AUGGUCCGGAGUAUCAAUGGAGAUAUUGUCAGAGACAAAUUCCGGCUUGAAAAAGGUGCAGCGCCAAACACACAUGUCAGCAGCCAGGCUAGCAAGGAUAGAGUGGAACUAGGGAGGCUGGAAGUUAAGGAAGGUGAAAUCAGGUACAUGGAAAAUAGCUUUUGGGUGACUCUGUCUGAUGAGGUUUCUGGCAUGAAGGAUAUUCUAGACGCAUGCCCGGACUACGAGAGUGAUACUGCUUCUCUUGAAAAUGGGCCGUCAAUAUCAGAUGGGGGCCAAGCAUAUGUCUACAGCUUCAACUCGAUUGUGUGCAAUCUUGCUGCAUUUUACCCAACGCCGGAUCGGAUUCUCCUCCUCUGGCAAAUUUUCGUCGACCAAGUUGAUCCCAUUAUCAGAAUGCUUCACAAGCCCACGAUGCAAGCGCAAGUCAUUAAGGCAAAAGAUCACGCAAUUGAAAUGAGCAAACCUAAUGAGGCGUUGCUGUUUGCAAUUUACUUUGCAAGUAUCACAAGUAUGAAUGAAAAACAAUGUCGCGACGUUCUUCAGGAAGGGAAAGCCUCCUCGCUGCGCAGGUAUCGAUUCGCAGUGGAGCAGAGCCUUGCGAGAGCCGAGUUUCUAAGCUCUCAUAAUCUUGUCACACUCCAAGCUCUUUUCUUCUCACAUACAUGUCAGCGCAAUCAUGAUGACUCUCGACUGGUUUGGACACUGACAGCCACUGCUAUUCGGAUAGCUCAGUCCUUGGGUAUCCAUCGCGACGGCUCCAACCUCGAGCUCACCACAUUUGAUACCGAAAUGCGUCGCCGUGUCUGGUGGCAGAUUUGUAUACUAGACGUUCGUACCGCCGAAAACCAUGGCUCCGACCAAGACAUUGCGCAGCAAAUCUUCGAUACGAGACUUCCCUCCAACAUCGACGACGAAGCCCUUGUCCCUGGAUGUCUCGACCUUCCCCUAUUGCGAACAGGGAUCACUGAAAUGUCUCUUUCGCUCAUGAGAUAUGAAAUUAUCAACGUCAUUUGGCAACUGCGGUCACAGUCCAAGGCCUGCGCCAUUGCUUAUGAUGCCGAAUAUUCACACUCAGUCGUGCAAGAAAUAGACCGAAUCACGGAUGAUUGUAGCAAAAAGCUCGAAUCUCAAAUCCUUCAGUACUGCGAUAUGCAUGUUCCUUUUCACUGGCUUAUUACUACUGUCGCCCGUAUGAUGCUUGCGAAGAUGUGGAUUAAUGUUCAUCAUCGCUUCCAGCUUGCAGGAACAGGAAACGACUACAAGGAGCAUGGCAGAGAUCGCAUUUUUUCUAUGUCGUUAACGAUCGUGGAAACCUGCUUGCUUUUGGAAAGAGAGCAGUCGAUACAACAGUGGAGAUGGGCUUUCCGAAACUAUGUCCCCUGGCAAGCUCUGACCUUUAUCCUCUCCGAGCUCUGCGUGCGGAAACAAGGCGAUAUAACGGACCGAGCAUGGAAGGCGGUACGGGGUGCCUUUCUAGAAUGGGCAGACUGUGCCGCAGAAAAGGGACAUGAUACAAUCUGGCUACGCAUGAAGAAACUAUUGGCAAAAGCCCAAAGGGCAAAUGGUCUGGACCCGAUUGAUCUCUCUUAUACCCAUAUCCCAGACUCUCGGCCAUUUGUGACUCGUGAGACGGGUGUUUCAACUGUGGAUCCCGUUUUCUUGCCAUCCAGGCUAGAAGACAUGUCUAGUCUAGGUACUGAGCCGGUCUCAGUGCGCAACCCUUAUCUUACUAUCCCUCCAGAUGCUGAGAGAAACCCAUUGAUGACACAGUGGGAUGGGCCUGAAUUGCUCCAUGAUGAUAUCAGUUUCCCGACUGCGGAUGAUUAUUUCAGCAUGGUGGAUUUGACAACGACAAUUGAUUUGUCACUGGAUCAGGAUGGUGCAGCAGCCCAAGAUCUGCUGCCGUCGGCGGCAUUGGAUAAUUGGUGGCAAUGA
Molecule: messenger RNA, 1938 nt
Organism: Penicillium antarcticum
Lineage: Eukaryota; Fungi; Ascomycota; Eurotiomycetes; Eurotiales; Aspergillaceae
Product: fungal specific transcription factor domain-containing protein
Exons: 3
Coding region: 1-1938 (645 amino acids)
Biological process (GO): DNA-templated transcription
Molecular function (GO): DNA binding; zinc ion binding
Source: RefSeq, a predicted model, not a curated record